Molecule: messenger RNA, 776 nt
Organism: Diabrotica virgifera virgifera (western corn rootworm)
Lineage: Eukaryota; Metazoa; Arthropoda; Insecta; Coleoptera; Chrysomelidae
Exons: 4
Coding region: 261-704 (147 amino acids)
Source: RefSeq, a predicted model, not a curated record
CUAGCCAUUCUAGUGGGUGUUGAAAUAAUUUUACAUUUGUUACAGAUUAUAGAUAGGAAUAUCAUGUUUUUAUUUUAUUCACUUACUGAAUAAUCACAAAGAAAACAAAGUAUAAAUAAGUAUAUUUAUAGUAAACAAAUAAAGAAACGGAAGCAGUCCAAAAAAAUCUAACCUCGUCAAUUUCUAGGUGACAUGUUGUAGUACCAUCCUGAUAUUCCUACUUGAUUAUUGAAUAAGUUUGUAAAUAAGGUAAUCGUAAUAUGGUCGUAAAAAUUCAAACAAGGAAUAUAUUUUAUAAUUUUCGUAAUAAGCAUAAACCAACUUCUUCGGAGGUGCUUACAAAUUAUAUCAAGCAAUGCCAAGAACCACCUUGGACUUCAUAUUUCGUUAAAUAUUCUAGCAUAACUGACGAUCAAUGGGGCAAAUCUCAUUUCAAUUGGAAAGUAGGAAAAUCAAAUUAUCACAUACUCAGGACCGGCUGUUUCCCGUAUAUUAAGUAUCACUGCACGAAGAGGGAUCCUCAGGACCUUAAAUUUGAUGAUAUAUUUUUCAAGGCUAUAAAGGUUUUAAAUUUAGGGAUCCCUUGCCUCGCGUAUGGUGUUUCAGCAAUAUUUUUAAUUCGACAUACGGAAACGGUCAGAAUGAAGAAGGGAAAUGUAGACAUUUACUUUUUGUAUCCCGAAGAUAAAGGAUCGCUUCACUAGAAACGACAAAUACAUAAGAUAAUAAUAAAAAUGUAUUGUAUAAACUUUUUGAAAAUAAAAUGUAGACUGUCA